AUGAAGAAGAGUACAACUAAUGAUGCCGUAAAGGAACGUGAAGAGAAGAAACGAAGUUCUUCGGAUGGAGUGUAUUUCAAGAAAGGAAAGGCUUUGAUGGAUUUGGAGAGAGUUCAGCGGAAGCUACGGAACAAUUUGUACAACAAAACUGAUCAAUUUGCUGCUGAUAUCAGAACGGUGUUUCGCAAUGUCAUGUCCCAGUAUCCCUCGGGGCAUGAAGUUCAUCGAACCGCCGCAAAGUUAAGCUAUCUUUUCGAGACAAAGUGGAAGGGUUUGGAGGGAAGAUGGCUAGCUAAAGAAAACAAGUUAGAGAAAGAAGAGUCAAAGCCAAAUUCACUGCCUUUGAAAUCGAAUGCAGGGCAGAAAAGGAAACAAUUUUCUGGUUCAGAUUUGUCAAUUGCUACUGCCGAAGCUAAAUUGAUACUGAAAAAGAAGAAAACCAUUGAAGCUGCACAACAGAACAGAGUUUCCUUGCAAAGGAAGAAACAAAGGGAGAUGAUGCAAAAAAUGGAGAGAACAAUUUUCUUUGAUGAAGCUUUCAAGUCCUUUCAGGAUUUGGAAAACUUGUGUGGCCAUUCACCAACACAUUAUUGCACAAAGGAAAAUCCAUUGUUGAAGAACCUUACAGGUUUGGUUCUCAGGGAAGAGGAUUUUGAAGACAACAACUUUCUUAAUGAGGAUUUGGAAGAAGGAGAAGUUUUCUGA
Molecule: messenger RNA, 705 nt
Organism: Arachis stenosperma
Lineage: Eukaryota; Viridiplantae; Streptophyta; Magnoliopsida; Fabales; Fabaceae
Product: transcription factor GTE1-like
Exons: 2
Coding region: 1-705 (234 amino acids)
Molecular function (GO): protein binding
Source: RefSeq, a predicted model, not a curated record